GUUUUGAAGCCGUACGGUCACACGAACACGCGAUCUCGCUUCGCUCACUAUUUUUGAAUAAAAAUGUAUUUACUUAGCAGCCGAGUGUGUGUUAAAUGUCCAAGAUGUUACGUUUCUCUUUGUAUAAAAGAAACACAGAGGUGUCAGAGUACUGCAGAGCCUCUUGUCCAGACUAACUUCCUGAAAGGUGCUCCUCAUCGAAAACACCCAGGUGUUACAAACCUCAAAACAGUGCGGCUGCCAGAACAGCUGCAGGAAGCAGCGCUGUCCAUUCUACGAAGGGCGGAGGUAAAAGAUCUGACAGAAAGAGCACAUAAACUGUCGAACUUCCUUUGGAGCCGGAAGCGGGCGGUAGAAACCUCACAGCUCAGGGAGAAAGCCAUUCUUCUCGAGAGGAAAUAUUUGGAUGAAGAGAAUGAUACUCGUACAGAUGUUAUUGACCAUGAACUAGAGGCUCGAAUAAGAAAACAAGUAUUAUCUGAACUGAGAAGAACAACAUACCACAGGUCUCUUCUCAGGUAUGAUAAAGAACUUGGGUUGCUGUAUAUGGCUGCCAGGCUCGCAGGUGGUUAUGCGGCUGUCACCAGAGCAUUAAAUGAGAUAAAGAAGAGAGAUCCUUUAUUUGUACCAUAUUCUCUUUUGGAUUUUGGGUCAGGACUUGGAUCAUGUACUUGGGCAUCACACACCCUUUGGGGAGACUCUUUGAAGGAGUAUGUUUGUGUUGACAGCUCUGGAGACAUGAACAUGUUGGCAGAACAGUUGAUAAAAGGAGGUGAUGAACUGGAUAAUCCAUUGAUCAAAGAAGUAUAUUUCCGCCAGUUCCUCCCUGUUUCUCCUAAGGUGCAGUUUGAUCUGGUGCUAGCUGCUUUCUCUUUGUCAGAGCUAGCCACUCUGAACGAGCGAAUCAAUGUUAUUUACACUCUGUGGAGAAAAACCAACCAAUAUCUUGUCCUUGUGGAGAAUGGAACCAAGGAAGGCCAUCAGAUCCUUAUGGAGGCCAGAAACACUAUACUCAAGGGAGAAGAGCAGGUAACACAUGACUUGAGGAAACCAGCUGUAUUUGCGCCGUGUACUCAUGAGCUGCCUUGUCCCAAAUUGAUCAACCAACCUGUAGUACCCUGCAACUUCCCCCAGUUUUAUUAUUCCCUGCCCUUAUCCAGGAGCCAAGACAGACAGCAGGAGAAGUUCAGUUAUUUAAUUAUAUCCAGGUCAAAUGGAGAGAAAGCUUUAAAGACUGAGGGUUUGGAUAUGGGCAGACUCACGGCACAAGUGCAUCGUAGACCCAGACAUGUUCAGUGUCAGCUCUGCUGCUCCAAUGGAGAACUCAGACAGCUCGCCGUAACGGCACGUCAUCAUGGAAAAAAUAUGUACAGGUGUGCCAGAAACAGUGACUGGGGAGAUCUGCUGCCAGUGUUUCAUGAGGAGGAACACACAGAAAACGAUGAGAAUCUAUGAGGUCAUCUAUUAAAUGUAAUAUUUUGCAGACAAAACAGUUAUGCCUUUGUUGUAUUUAUUUGCAAAUAAACCUGUUUAUCUUUGCAA
Molecule: messenger RNA, 1542 nt
Organism: Misgurnus anguillicaudatus (oriental weatherfish)
Lineage: Eukaryota; Metazoa; Chordata; Actinopteri; Cypriniformes; Cobitidae
Gene: mettl17
Product: methyltransferase like 17
Biological process (GO): translation
Cellular component (GO): mitochondrial small ribosomal subunit
Molecular function (GO): methyltransferase activity; structural constituent of ribosome
Source: RefSeq, a predicted model, not a curated record